Plenodomus lingam JN3 is the source of this 2610-nucleotide messenger RNA. RefSeq lists its product as uncharacterized. NCBI's taxonomy places the organism in Eukaryota, Fungi, Ascomycota, Dothideomycetes, Pleosporales, Leptosphaeriaceae. The record is from RefSeq and is a predicted model, not a curated record. Gene Ontology annotation, biological process: protein dephosphorylation. Gene Ontology annotation, molecular function: protein tyrosine phosphatase activity.
AUGGCCACUCCCGCCCUCUCCCCGAGACCUCGCGGUUCCUCACACUCUGCCCACACUUCCUCGCGCCUGCAGAGAUCGACACCCAUGACCAAGUCGAGUACGACACUACAUCCGACCGCCCCCCUCUCACCCCGCAUGAACGGCAUCAUCAAAUCCCCGAGCCACAUCGUCACCCACAAGCCCAAAAUGCCAGGAACCCCGUCGCCAAAUUACUUUGGCCUGACCAUGAACGCGCACGCCGACCACUUUUCCUCGACCGCUGCCCAGCACAUUCGCGGAAACUGGAGCCCGCCGACGUCUGACGUUCGCUCCACGGCUGCUGCCUCGCCACGCAUAAUACCAGUAGAGCAGAAUCCCGAAUUCGAUCAGUUCAGGAAGCAGUCUCAGAAUAACAGAGCGUUUGCGCUUGGCAGCUUCGACUUUGCGUCAUCCGCCCCGCCUGCCCCUACCCAAAGUCCCUAUUCUAGCACCUUCAAGGCACCGCGCUCACCACAGUCGAUGACGCCAUCCGUUCGUGCGGUAGGUACCAAGGACGGCGCAAAGGACGAAAACGAAGGGGCACCCAAGCCUCGCUCGCCAAAACGCAUGCUCUCCUCAGAAUCUGCCCUGUUUCCCGACCGACCACGUCGAAACUCUCCUGCAAGCUUCGAGGGACUGGGCCGGACGGAUGCCAUAGCAGAAUUUGCCGAAGAUCACACCUCACGACCAUCCUUGCCCGUGAAGCCAUCGCAGCACCCCUCGGCUAUUAGCCAUCGAGCUGAAACCCUGCCUGCCAGCUUUGAGAAUGACAACAGCACAGAGGGGCCCACCAUGGUCACCGCCCAGCACGUCGUCAACAUCCUGCAGUCGUCCGUCGAAGAGGUGCUCCUCCUCGAUCUCCGCGUCUCCACACAAUACUCUCGGGCUCGCAUCGCAGGCGCUUUGAGCCUCUGCAUACCGACGACGCUCUUGAAACGAGCUUCCUUCAAUGUCCAGAAACUCGCCGAAACCUUCAAGGACGAAGAACAACGGGAAAAGUUUGAGCGAUGGCGGAGCAGCAAACACAUAGUUGUGUAUGACGCCAACUCGUCCCAGAUGAAAGACGCUACGACUUGCAUCAACACUCUGAAGAAAUUCACAAGCGAAGGCUGGACCGGGGGCACUUUCAUCAUCCGCGGCGGCUUCAAGGAGUUCUCCGAGAGGUUUCCCACAUGGAUCACCCACCAAGCUUCUCAAAGCCCAACAUCGGGUACUGCUACCCUGACACUUGGGAUGGAUCUACCUACUGUUGCCCCAGUCAUUGGCGGAUGUCCUAUGCCGGCGACCCAAAACGCUGCCAAUCCUUUCUUCGGCAACAUUCGUCAGAAUAUGGACCUCAUUGGUGGCGUUGGACAAAUGCCUGUGAAGCACCCCGAAGGCAUGACCCGGACUAUGGCAGACGAACUGCCGCAAUGGCUCAAGGAAGCAGCAGAAGAAAAGGACAAUGGCAAGACUGUCUCCGAACGUUUCCUCGCUAUCGAGAAACGGGAGCAGAAACGCAUGCAGGAGGCUCUCUCUGGGAAGGUGUCUUACGGAAGUCCAUCAUGCUCUCACCCUGCAAAGGCCAUUCAGAUUGCAGGUAUUGAAAAGGGCUCAAAGAAUCGCUACAACAAUAUCUGGCCUUAUGAACACACUCGUGUCAAGCUACAAGGAGUUCCAGAAGGCACCUGCGACUAUAUCAACGCCAAUCAUGUUCAAGCUGCCUAUUCUAAUAAACGCUACAUCGCCACCCAGGGCCCCAUUCCCGCAACCUUCAAGGACUUUUGGAACGUUGUUUGGCAGCAGGAUGUUCGCGUCAUUGUCAUGCUAACAGCCGAACAAGAGGGUGGUCAGAUCAAGGCCCACAACUACUGGUCCGAUAAGCGUUACGGACACCUCAGGCUGGAUGAUCUUGGCGAACGUAGAGCCUCCCUUGAACCAUCGAAGAUUUACAGACAUAGAGAACAGUCGAGGCCCGUGAUGAGUCAACGACGAUCGACUACCAAUAACCCACCCAAGGGCUUCAACUUCACUACUGAAGCCACCACGGGCUCACCGAGUCAAGAGCAACCCUACGUCAUUGUACGCAAAUUUACCUUGUCCAAUGAUGAGGAACCAUUUGCACGCAUGCGAGAAAUUACCCAACUCCAGUACUCUCAUUGGCCUGACUUUGGAGCCCCAGCGCAUCCAGCCCACCUACUGGGACUGAUUGAACAAACCGAUGCUGUUGUGCGUUCAGUUAAUGGCGGUACGCCUUCUCAGCCGGAGUCUGCAAACAGUCGCCCAAUCAUUGUCCAUUGCUCUGCUGGAUGCGGUCGUACUGGCACAUUCUGCACUGUAGACUCCGUUCUGGACAUGCUUAAGCGGCAGAGACAGGCUCGGAAGGCAAGGCAGAGCUCGCCAAUGGAUGUCGAUGCUGGCAACAAGUCUGGCAACAAGAAUGAGCGCGAAGAAGGCAAUUGGAUCAACAACGAAGAAAUCGACCUCAUCGCAAAGACGGUAGAGGAUUUCCGUCUCCAGCGUUUGAGCAUGGUGCAAAGUCUGAGGCAGUUUGUGCUCUGCUACGAGAGCGUAAUGGAAUGGCUAGUGGAGCAACACCCCAAGUCUGCUUAG